Messenger RNA from Grosmannia clavigera kw1407, 3612 nucleotides. RefSeq names its product f-box and wd domain containing protein. Lineage: Eukaryota; Fungi; Ascomycota; Sordariomycetes; Ophiostomatales; Ophiostomataceae. The record is from RefSeq and is a predicted model, not a curated record. Gene Ontology annotation, molecular function: polyubiquitin modification-dependent protein binding. Bases 1 to 3612 code for a protein of 1203 amino acids. Gene Ontology annotation, cellular component: cytosol; proteasome regulatory particle, base subcomplex; nucleus. Gene Ontology annotation, biological process: proteasome-mediated ubiquitin-dependent protein catabolic process. The transcript is spliced from 3 exons.
AUGGCCUCGACCAUCCUUGUCCGGGCGCCUCUGACCCCCGCUGUUCUGAGCAUGGCGAACACCACAACGACCCCUCUUUUCCGGUCGGUGACGUCGAGUGCGCCAGCACUGGGGAAGCUCGACGAAAAGCUGCGUCGAUUGAGCGUCCAAGCUACCCGGCCUGGAGAUAUCCACUCGCAGGCGAAAACGCAUUCUGGGGAAAAGACUGCCGAAGAUGCUGUUGUUGCCGCUUCUGCUGCCGUCACUCCUGCGGGCCAGCGUAUCGCCGAGUAUGAGCAGGCUCUUACCCCUUCGACAUCGAAGCGUGGACAUGGUACACUGCCGGAUGCCGGCCUUUUUCCUGGCUUUCCUUCACAGGGAAGACAGCUUGUCGACUUUCCAAAUGAAAUCUUGACGCACAUCUUCUCUUACUUGCAGCCUGGCUCUCAUGCUGCAGUCGCCCUCGUUUCCAAGCGGUUCUACUCUCUGAUCACCACCCCGCAUGCAUGGCGCAUGGCCUUCCGGCGCUAUUUUCCAGGACAGGAGCCGGGUUCGCAUUCAGACACUUCCAAUUCGCCUGUUGUGCUAGAAGAUGUGGCCAAGUCGGAAGCUCCUCUCUUCUCACGACUGACGUCUCUAGCAUCGUGGCGGAGCGAGUAUCUUUUGCGAACCCGCCUGCUUCGAAGCAUUGCUUCUGGGAAGCCUGGAGCUAUCAUUGGUGCCAAUGGCGAGAGCGUUGGGGCGGUGCGGCCUGGUGGAGGCGUAAAGAAGGCCACGGCGGUGAUAACGUACAGUUCCCAGCUACCAUGGAUGGUAAAUCGCCUGCACGCCGUGUUUUCCAGCACAGGAAAGAAGUCGGCCCGGGUUGUGCAUGGAGCCUCGGAUUUGGGCGUUGCCACAGCAAGCAACCCAGCCAUUGGCAAGCUCGAGAGCUGGGGCGCUCGAGAAUCCUUCGCUGCUGCACAGCUGGACGAGAUAUUCCCCCAGCUGACGCCAUACGGACUUCACGACGGGCCGGCAGCAGUUCCCAACGUCAUGGAUAUCAGCCAGCUCUAUGGCAGCAUCAUCGGCGAGGGCUUUCCUGGAGGCCGUCCUCUGUAUCGCGCCAUGGGCAGCCACGGCUUUUCCUACCUGGAGAACCAUGCGAGAACCCGGAGCACGGCUCAGGACCAAGAUAUCCCCAACAUUUCCGAAGACUCGGAAGCUGUCUCUGCAGUGUGGGUAGCAAAGUCGGCUGCUGUCCCCGCGGUGACUCGGUCCAUGAUUGCGAUGCUAGCAGGCACGACAUUGGGUGUUGUGUCCGCCUACUCCUUGGCAAAGGCAGACUCUGGAUCGCGGUACGCGCACAACCAAGUGACUGCGCGCUGGGUGCUGUGUCCGGGCAUUCCGAUUAUCGCCAUACAAGCCGAUGACAGCUUCAGCGAGAAACGGAGGGCGAUGGGCCGCGUCUGGGCCGUGGCACUGAAUGCCCUGGGAGAGGUGUACUAUCUCCAGGAUGUCCCCACGCCAGCUGCGAGUCCGGCUCCUGCACUUGGCCAGCGUUUGUCUGACGUGCAUGAGAAGCUGGCAUGGCAGGCCGGUCGCACAGCAAGAUGGGAGCUCGUGGAGCUGACCCGUCGGUCACCCACGUCGGACUGGUUUGAUGCCAAGAAUGCAUCGCUUGUGUUGGCAGCAUCUCCGUCACCGCCACGCUCGUCGUCCAACUCGAUGAAACUCAGCCAGGAGCAGUUAGUGGCUGAGGCUCGCGAGAUUGAAAAGUUUAUCGAUCUCACGCCUGCUACUUACAGAUCUGUGUACGACGACGGCUGGGACAUGCGACGGAAGCUCGAGGUGGAUUUCAGCGGUGGCCGCAGUGGCUAUAGCACUGAAGCUGACGGCAAUGCGGGCGAAAGUGUUUUCGUCAUCAGUUGUGGCAUCGAGCCAAAUGGACGCCCAGCCACGGUUACCCGCUUCACCCGCUUUGCCACGAGCGCGACGACACAAGCGCCCUCUCCUGCCUUUCCUGCCUCUCCUGUCCGCUCAGAGUUGCAGCCCACGCCAAGCCACGUGUUUUCAGUCUUUGGUUCUGGACUAAAUACACCAGCCCCUCAAGAGCCUCGCGUACUUGUAGUGCCUCGAGUACAAGCGGCUGCAGAUGGACGGUCGACCCCCACUGCCGGUUGGCAAUCGACGGAGUUGUCGUUCAAAACGGGCAAUAACAAUAUGCACACGGAGAUCACUUGCACUGCGGUAGAUCUAAGUGUCUUCUCCCUGUCGGCGCCCUUUGAAGACCCUCUGGUCCAGCAGAUGGACGGGAAGCUAGAUAGCGCUUACAGUGGGGAAAUUCCUGGCCGUCGAGCGCGAUGGAUUGCUAUUGGAACCAAGACUGGCGCAGUGUUUGUGUGGAACAUGCGCGAGACGUCAUCAUUGUCGUCGUCGGAAGCAGCUGCAGCGGUGCCGUCUGUGCGGCCGCUGCGAGUGAUCCAGACGGAGUCGCCCGAGGUUUCAAGCCUGGCUGUGUCGUCACUGUUUCUCGUGCAUGGUGGAAGCGACGGGUUGGUGCAGGCAUGGGACCCUUUGGCGUCUACGGUCGAGCCGAUCCGGACGCUGAACUCGAGAUCGCAGGGGCGAGUGCCACGCCAUCUAGCUCACACACGUCCCGAGUUUUCGCGGGCCAGUUUUUCAGUUGUGCGAGCCAUCUUCCUCGACCCGGACCCGACAGCCCUUCGUGGCGUGCUGGCCGUGGGCACUCUGCUGCGGUACUGGUCGUACAGCUCGAACAGUUUUGGAUCGAGCCGGAAGCGAUUGCGCCGUGUUCGCCACGCUACGGCAGAUGGACAGCUGGUCAGUCGGCGAUUAGGCGUGCGGGAGAACGGCUAUAUUGCUGCUGAAACGGCCGAGCUGCGGCGUGAGCAAGAGGACGACUCGCGGCACCGCUCCUGGAUGUGCAAUCGUUUCGGUGUCGGCCUGGCCGAUCUGACCGAGGAGGAAGCCGUUCGCUAUGCCGAGAUCAUGUCGCAGGAGACGUUGUUGGAUGAGCAGGUCCGCUCGAGCGGUUUCAGCGGCCCCGACAGCGCCAACGGCUCGUCGGCCGACCAGGCAUCGUUGACAUCUUCGAUCUCAUCCAGCGCAGCCGAGACCCUGACGCCCGCGGCAAGUCUGUCGGAGCAGCAGAGUCCUCCAUCAGCCACGAGCCCGUCUGUUCUGGCUGCUUCCUCUGCUUCGGCCACAUUUGUCACCGAUGACGGCUUUGAGCUGCAGAUUCAGCGCGCCAUCCGACUGUCACUUAUGGAGGGCGUCAAUGACGACAGCAACGGUGAAUUUUCUGUGACGUAUCGACCGGCAAAACAGAGAGAAGACAAGGGAAAGGGAAAGAUGCAGGCGCAGGUGUGGGAACCUGCGGUAGCAACAACGUCAUCGUCCUGGCCCGAUGCUGGCUCGUCGACGGCUGUUGAUGGCGGCAGCGGUGGCAAUGAAGACGACGACUUCCGGUUGGCGCUGGCCCUUAGUCUGCAAGACGAAGAGCAGCGACAGUUGUUGCUGCAGGAGCAGGAAGAAAACGAUGCUGUCUUGGCGGCGACCUUGUACCAAGAGGAGGAAUUUCCUGCACUGGAGGUCAGAGGCAAGGGGAAGGGCAAGGGCAAACACGUUUGA